AUGUCUGAGUUCUCGGGUGCUAUCGGUAUCGAUCUUGGUACCACCUACUCUUGCGUUGCCGUCUGGGAGGGUGAGCGUGUUGAGAUCAUUGCUAACGAGCAGGGUAACCGUACCACUCCCUCGUACGUUGCUUUCGCUGACACCGAGCGCCUUGUCGGUGAUGCCGCCAAGAACCAGUCGGCCAUGAACCCCCACAACACCGUCUUCGAUGCCAAGCGCCUUAUCGGUCGUCGCUUCGAUGAGCCCUCGGUCAAGCGUGAUGCCCAGAACUGGCCGUUCAAGGUUGUCGAGAAGAACGAGCAGCCCUACAUUGAGGUUCAGUUCCAGGGCGAGACCAAGACUUACUCCCCCCAGGAGAUCUCCGCCAUGGUCCUCAUCAAGAUGAAGGAGGUCGCCGAGGCCAAGCUUGGCAAGACCGUCAAGAAGGCCGUUAUCACCGUCCCCGCCUAUUUCAACGACGCUCAGCGUAACGCCACCAAGGAUGCUGGUACCAUCUCGGGCAUGGAUGUCCUGCGUAUCAUCAACGAGCCCACCGCCGCUGCCAUUGCCUACGGUCUGGACUCCAAGCAGAAGGAGGAGCGCAAGGUCCUCAUCUUCGAUCUCGGAGGAGGAACCUUCGAUGUGUCGCUUUUGACUAUUGCCGGCGGUAUCUUCUCCGUCAAGGCCACCGCUGGUGACACUCACCUUGGUGGUGAGGAUUUCGACAACACCCUCGUUGAGUACUUCAAGGAGGACUUCAAGCGCAAGCACGACAAGGACAUCUCCGGUGAUGCCCGCGCCCUGCGCCGUCUGCGCACCGCGUGCGAGCGUGCCAAGCGCACUCUCUCGUCGCUGGCCCGUACCACCAUUGAGGUUGACUCGCUGUUCGACGGUGUCGACUACCAGGCCACCAUCACCCGUGCCAAGUUCGAGGAGCUUAACUCCACCCACUUCCAGAAGACCAUCGACCCCGUUGCUCAGGUCCUCAAGGACUCGGGCAUUGCCAAGAACCAGGUUGAUGACAUUGUCCUUGUUGGUGGCUCCACCCGUAUCCCCAAGGUCCAGUCCCUGCUGCAGGAGUUCUUUGACGGCAAGGAGCUGAACAAGUCCAUCAACCCCGAUGAGGCUGUUGCCCACGGUGCCGCCGUUCAGGGUGCCGUUCUUACCGGUACCGCUGAUGCUUCCAAGACCGACGACCUGCUCCUGCUCGACGUCGUGCCCCUCUCCCUCGGUGUCGAGAUGCAGGGCGGUGUCAUGGGUGUCGUUGUUCCCCGCAACACCCCCAUCCCCACCAACAAGCAGCGUGUCUUCACCACCUGCGCCGACAACCAGACCCACGUUGAGUUCCCUGUCUUCGAGGGUGAGCGCCCCAUGACCAAGGACAACAACAGCCUCGGCAACUUCGAGCUUAACGGCAUUAUCCCCGCCCCCCGCGGUGUCCCCGAGCUUGAGGUCACCUUCGACAUUGACGCCAAUGGUAUCCUUAAGGUCACCGCCGUUGACAAGGCCUCGGGCCGCAAGGCCAACAUCACCAUCUCCAACGCCACCGGCCAUCUUUCGGCUGCUGACAUUGAGCGCAUGGUUAACGACGCCGAGAAGUUCAAGGAGGAGGACAAGGGUCGCGAGGAGGCCAUCCAGGCUAAGAACAACCUCGAGGCUUCGAUCCACCAGAUCGAGUCCACCAUCUCUGACAUUAGCGUUGGUGCCCGCCUGAAGAACAAGGACCGUGAGGCUCUUGAGACCGCCCUUGCCGAGACCAUGGAGUGGCUCGACACCAACGCCGCCACCUCCGACAAGUCGGCCAUCAACGCCGCUCAGAGGAAGCUGGAGCUCGUGUUCAAGCGUGCCUUUGCCGCCGCCAACAACAACCAGCGUGGUCGCCGUUAA
This is a messenger RNA of Kickxella alabastrina, 1866 nucleotides long. RefSeq names its product heat shock 70 kDa protein 2. The transcript has a single exon. Gene Ontology annotation, biological process: cellular response to unfolded protein; vesicle-mediated transport; protein refolding. Gene Ontology annotation, cellular component: cytosol; cytoplasm; nucleus. NCBI's taxonomy places the organism in Eukaryota, Fungi, Kickxellomycota, Kickxellomycetes, Kickxellales, Kickxellaceae. The coding region runs from base 1 to 1866 and encodes 621 amino acids. The record is from RefSeq and is a predicted model, not a curated record. Gene Ontology annotation, molecular function: ATP hydrolysis activity; ATP binding; heat shock protein binding.